AGCUCAGACUGUUAUGAUGGAAAAUCAGAUUCGGUUGUUAAUCCAGGUAUUGGACGUGUGAAUCAAGCGUUUUACGAACAUUUUGUGAGAGAUCGAAAUAAUGUUAAAACGGUAUUUGACAUAAACUCCGAGCACUGUAUGCCGACAGAUAACUAUGGCGGAGCUUGCGAUCAGUCAGCGAAAUCCACGCACUACCUGAGUAACUGCAACUAUUCAGCUGCUUUCCACUUGUUGAAUCAUUUCUACGGAGGAAACUUGAAGAUGCCAACAAGAGCAACGCAACAGAAUGGAAAGUUGACAAAGUUUAGUCAGGACGACUUUUUCUAUGUCACAACACCUGGUAUGUACAGUAUGGAUACAGUAGGAUAUAUCUACGUACCCUCUGGAUGUCUGGAUAAAUCAACAAAAUGUAAACUACACGUGGCAUUCCACGGAUGCGAAAUGGGCCAGAGUAAGAUCGGAGACGCCUAUGUACGUCACGGAGGUUACAACGAGGUUGGGGAGCUAAACAACAUCAUUAUAUUGUAUCCACAAGCAAAAGCCUCUACCGUACCAGUAAAUAUUGCUGGGUGCUGGGACUGGUGGGGAUAUACAGGAGCAUUGUUUGCAACAAACAGCGGAUUCCAGCCAACAGCGAUCAAGCGGAUGAUUGACAGAGUUGCUGGAUUAUAAAACUUUGUAGACGAUAACACGAAAUAAAACAGGGAAUUUAGUUUGCA
Messenger RNA from Mercenaria mercenaria, 719 nucleotides. RefSeq lists its product as uncharacterized. The transcript is spliced from 8 exons. The annotation marks the transcript as partial. The record is from RefSeq and is a predicted model, not a curated record. Lineage: Eukaryota; Metazoa; Mollusca; Bivalvia; Venerida; Veneridae.